AUGGCGACCGCAGCACCGCCCGCCACUUCAAACUCCAAUGCCACAUUCAGAGACAAGGAGAAGCCGAUAGCAGUUCGGUCUGCCAACAUCGUCGCAGCCAGAGCCGUCGCCGAUGCCAUCCGAACGUCACUGGGCCCUCGCGGCAUGGACAAGAUGAUCAGGAGUGGUCGGGGCGAAACCAUCAUCACCAACGAUGGAAACACCAUGUUGAAGGGCAUGUCUGUCAUGCACCCCACAGCCAAGAUGUUGGUCAAUCUUUCAGCAGCACAGGAUGUCGAGGCAGGAGACGGUACAACUUCAGUCGUUGUCAUCUGCGGUGCUCUGCUCGGUGCUGCCGACCGGUUGCUAGGCAAGGGCAUCCACCCCUCCGUCAUCUCCGAGUCUUUCCAAAGAGCCGCAGCCGCAGCCGUACAAAUUUUACACGACAUGUCGCAUCCCGUCGCUCUUACAGACACCACGACCUUACUCCAGGCAGCAAACACCUCCCUGUCAUCCAAGAUCGUGUCACAAUAUUCGGGUCUGUUGGGCCAGAUGGCCGUCAAUGCUGUCACGAAAACGAUUGAUAUCAGGACCGCCGAAAACGUCGACCUCAAGAAUAUCAGAAUCGUCAAGAAGGUCGGUGGUACAAUAGAAGACAGCGAGUUGGUGGACGGCGUGGUGCUCAACCAGCCUGUCAUCAAGCAAGCGGGUGGACCCGUCAGAAUGGAGAAGGCCAGGAUCGGUCUCAUUCAAUUCCAACUGAGCCCGCCCAAGCCAGACAUGGAGAACACAAUCUCAGUAAAUGACUAUCGCCAAAUGGACAAGAUUGUCAAGGAGGAGCGCCUCUAUCUCCUGAACCUGGUCAAGAAGAUCAAGAAGGCAAAAUGCAACGUUAUUCUGCUUCAGAAGUCUAUCCUGCGCGACGCUGUCAACGAUCUCUCCCUCCACUUCCUUGCCAAGCUUAACAUCCUGGCCAUUAAGGAUAUCGAGCGUGAUGAGGUCGAAUUCAUCUGCAAGAGUACUGGAUGCAAACCGAUCGCCGAUAUUGACUCCUUCACCGAGGACAAGCUUGGCAGCGCUGAUUUGGUUGAGGAGUCACAAUCGAGUGGCGUUCGUUUGGUCAAGAUCCUGGGCACCAAGAGCGCAGGCAAGACUGUAUCUGUGGUAUGUCGCGGUGCAAACAGCUUGAUUCUGGAUGAGGCGGAGCGCUCUCUACACGAUGCUCUGUGUGUCAUCCGAUGUUUGGUGAAGAAGAAGGCGCUCAUCGCUGGUGGAGGCGCCCCUGAGAUUGAGAUUGCUGCUCAGCUAUCCAAACAAGCGCGGUCCCUGGCAGGCACCGAAGCCAUCUGCUGGAAGGCUUUCGCAGAUGCUCUUGAGGUUGUGCCCACAACACUGGCAGAGAAUGCGGGUUUGAACAGCAUCAAAGUGGUGACGGAGUUACGGCAUCGUCACGAAAUGGGCGAGAAGAAUGCAGGCGUCAGUAUCAAGAGCGGAGGUGUGAACACAAAUAUCGCGAAGGAAAAUGUCUUGCAACCUCUGUUGGUCAGCACAAGUGCCAUUGAACUAGCGGCGGAGACGGUCAAGAUGAUUCUGCGCAUUGACGACAUUGCGCUGAGUCGGUAA
Molecule: messenger RNA, 1602 nt
Organism: Pseudomassariella vexata
Lineage: Eukaryota; Fungi; Ascomycota; Sordariomycetes; Amphisphaeriales; Pseudomassariaceae
Product: T-complex protein 1 subunit delta
Exons: 3
Coding region: 1-1602 (533 amino acids)
Biological process (GO): protein folding
Cellular component (GO): chaperonin-containing T-complex
Molecular function (GO): ATP hydrolysis activity; ATP binding; ATP-dependent protein folding chaperone
Source: RefSeq, a predicted model, not a curated record